GUGUUGGCAUGUAAAAUUCUUGGUAUACGAUUAAGGUAACUUACUUCUCGCGUAGUAAAAACGAACAGGUUGUUCUCCAUGGUCGGAUCGAAUUCUACAUGCAUGGCCAAGGAUCAGGAUUAGCUUCAUUCAUAACACGAUCAGAAAUGUUAAUUAUCGAUUUUAUGUGAUUGUGGUUACUGCAUAAUCAUCUAUCAGUGAAUGGCUGAGAUGAAGAUCAAGAAUGAAGUACCACUAGGUUGUUUGAUGGCUUGAUCUUGAUCUGACCACUCGAUAUCUCAUUUUCGUGGCUUUUCCCUCUGGCUCUGGCUCUGGCUCUGCACUGCUGAGCCUGUGUGAGCCUGGGUGGGGAACCGAGCCGAUCCGCCGAGGGGUACGUUACGUCGGGGGUCCACGGUGGUGCUGAGCUGUGCAGUGCAGUGGAAUUCCAUUCUAUCCCAAGACGCAAGACACGUCUCAUUUGGAGUUGGAUGUCUAUAGUUCUUCAUGAUAAACAGUUGUAGGGGAGCACAGAGUUGGGGCAGUUCGGAUCCCGUUAGAUCUUCAUAUUCUGAAUUUCAAGAUUGAUCAUGAUUUAGACUAGAUUUGCGGUCACAGAUUAGCUGUCCUUUGCCACCAUGCAUCCUGGAAGAUUACCACCUCUUAAACAGCACCACCACAACCACCAUCAGGACCCAAUACUAGCACCAUCUGUAAAUCUAGAUGAUCUGCACAAAGAAGACAAUAUGGAAUCUGAAGAUGAAAUGCCCUCUUUAGGGGCUAACCAUCAUAAAAUGUCUUCCUUCCAUGCCAAAGGAAUCAACCAAAGUGAUAUGAAGAUGGGAUCACAAUAUCCUCCGUCUCGUGCCGUGAGCACGUUGACGAUGAUCCAGCCAAACAGGGUCGGUGCGGCCGGUACGCAGGUGGUGGUGAAGAAAGAACAUGCAAUCGUCCUACGGAAGUACAAGAAAAGAAGAGGGUCUAAUGCAAGUUCUCUCAACAUGUUACAAGGAGGAGAUACUGAUCAACCAUGGAUUCGAGAGAAUAUUCUGAUGAGAGAGUGUACCCGCUUCACACCGGCUCCUCCUGAUGAUAAAGACAAAAAGAGACAUGAAGAUCCCAAGUGUCAGUGUAAAAAGAGGAGGAAGAAACAUGAAGAUAGAUUUUUACAGAACCCAGACCCAAAAGCCAAAUGGAAAGUAGAAACCCAUACCCAUACUCUUGCCACAAAUGCCUACGGGGAGAUAGAGUUCAUUGGGGCUGUUGGAGGGGUUGUUGGCCAGAAAGCAAGGAAGUUCAUAAGAGUGGAUUAUGAUACUGCUCCUUCUAAGCUUCUCUCCCUCUUUCAAGACGUUUGGAAGCUUCCCAAACCUAAACUUCUCAUCUCAGUUACUGGAGGAGCACAGAACUUUCCCCUCAAUCACAGACUCAAAGAUGUCUUCCGUAAAGGCCUCAUCAAAGCUGCUACCAGCACAAGUGCCUGGAUCAUUACUGGAGGAACCCAUGCUGGUGUGAUGAAGUAUGUAGGGGAUGCUGUCAGGGACCACACCCUUGCUAAUGGGCGGAGCAACGUAGUUGCUAUCGGGAUAGCAUCAUGGGGGGUGAUAAGAAACAGAGAAAAACUCAUAGAUGAUAACGGCAAGUUUCCAGCUUCCUACAACAUGGAUGCCAAGAAGGGUAAUACAAUGAAUGUUCCUAUAGAUCCGAACCACACCCACUUCAUUCUCGUAGACAAUGGGACAAUAGACUCGUUUGGAGUGGAAAUCACGCUCAGGGGCAAGUUAGAGAAGGCAAUCUCAGAGGAACAAAUACAAAAAUCUUCGGGGAAUGAUAGUACAGCCGUGUCUAUCCCGAUCGUAUGUGUGGUCGUGCAAGGCGGACCUAACACAAUCCAGACAGCUUAUGAAGCCAUCAGGAAUGGAACUCCUGUUGUCAUCGUUGCAGGAUCAGGGAGGGCUGCAGAUAUCAUGUCCUAUGCAUUCCAACAUACCAAAGAAUACAAAACUACAGAAGGAAAGAAAGAAAUAGUGAGGAAUGUAAUGUCAGAGACAGUCAAAGUUGAAGUUGCCAAUAUGAUCCAGAAAGAGUUUGGUGAGAAGCAAUUGGACCUUCACCUCACUCGUAUUGAGGCCUGCAUCCAGCAUAAGCAUCUGAUCACUGUCUAUGAGCUAGGGGCUAGUGCCACCAUGGAUAUUGACGGUGCUAUUCUUCAUGCUCUUCUUAAAGCUAACAAGGGAAGGAUCCAAGACCAGCUGAGGCUAGCUCUGAUCUGGAACCGUGUGGACGUUGCCAAACGAGAGAUCUUCACUGAUGAUAGGGAGUGGGGGAAAGGACAACUGAAUGAAUCCUUGCACUAUGCCUUGGUGAAUAAUCAGGUUAAUUUCAUUGAACUCUUCUUAGAGCAAGGGGUCAAUCUGAAGGAAUACUUGACCAUCAAGGAAAUGACCAUUCUUUACAAUGAGAUUCGGUCAAAUUCACUUCUUUACGAACAGUUGGAGAAAUACAGAGGAAAGUACUCCAAUAUCAAGUUUAAUCUUGAGCACGUUGGCAAGGUUAUCAGAGAUCUGAUGUUCGACACUUACCAGCCGCUCUACCUGCGAGAUCCAGGGGUAUACGUCCUAUCGGAAGAUGACAUCAGGCAGGACAAGUCCAAACGAAAUGAAGCAUUUGAAGACACCAGUGAUGACGGUUCGUCAACCGAUGAAGAAGAUGACGAGAACGACACCGGUGCCACUCCCAGGGUCGAUCCAUUCUCUGUGGAAGAAGGGCUAGCCAGUUUUGGAAAUGCCAUGAUGCCAGCAAGUUUAGCCGGGUGUCGACGCUCAGUCCUUGCGCGUGUUGGAAAUGUGACAAACCCUUUAAAAGACAUGAAUAAGAAUAUGCAAACCAACCAGUUUGAGUAUCCUCUCCGCGAACUUUUCAUCUAUGCCAUCCUGCAGAAUUGGCAUGAUAUGGCCAAGCUGUUCUGGGAGGAAGGCAGGGAAUCCAUAGCUUCCGCACUAGCAGCAAGCAAGAUGCUGAAGGGAAUGGCCGACAAGGAAGACGACUCGGACCAGAUUGAUAACAUGGUAGCACACGCAGAAACCUAUGAAGAGUUAGCCAUAGGUGUUCUGAAUGAGUGCUAUGUGGAGGAUGAAGAACGUUCAGCCUUGCUUCUCGUCUGUGAGCUUCCAUUCUGGGGUAAUUCUACCUGCCUUAAUUUGGCUGUGGAGGCAUUGGACAAGAACUUCAUUGCACACUCGGGAGUACAGAAUCUUCUCACUCAAAUCUGGAUGGGUAAAAUCUCAGAUGAAACACGUCCAUUUCAGCUAUGGAUGUGUACCUUGUUCCCGCCAUUGAUAUAUUUUUUGGUGAAGUUCCGUGAAGAUGAGGGUGAUGAAGAACAAGCAGAGCUUGAGAAGAUACUAAGCAAGAAGAAGGAGAAGCUGGCUGUUAAAUCAGUUGAUGAUGUAUUUGUACCUGAAGGUGAUCCAAGGAAUAAGAGUAUGGAGAUGGGAGUUGUUGUCCAACCUCCUUCUGAGAGCGGUGACAGUGGAAUGGCAAGCCAGACCAGGUUACUUGAGAACAAGAACGGCCAUGCUGCCAAGCCUAAAUCAGAGGAGGAAAAAGAUGAAGAUACAUUCAGCCUUAUGAAUGCUCGUCUUGACAUCAGAGACAGUGGCAAAGAACUAUCAUGGUGGCAAAGAUUCAAGUUCUUCUACGAUGCACCCAUGAUCACUUUCAGACAUAAUGUAUUGUCCUACAUUGUCUUCUUGGUGCUGUACAGCUAUGUCAUCCUUGGCAAAUUUGAGAAGGAAGUCUUUGAGUAUGUCCUCAUCGUCUGGGUUAUUUCUUUAUUCACUGAGGAGUUUAGACAGAUUGCUCAAGGUGAAAGCAGCACUUGGAAGAGCCGUCUCAUUGCAUGGAUCACUGACUACUGGAACUUACUUGACCUUGCGACCUUGACAUCCUUUGCAGUUGGGGAGAUUUUACGGUUUAGUGGCUUCUCUGAAGCAGGUCAUGUUGUUCUUUCGUUGAACCUCAUCCUCUUCUGUAUUCGACUGCUUCAUAUCUUUUCCAUCAGCAAGCAACUGGGACCAAAACUUAUCAUGAUCCAAAGGAUGAUGGUUGAUUUGAUGUUCUUCAUCGCCAUCUUAGCUGUGUUUCUCAUCGGUUACGGGAUCGCAUCCCAGGCUAUUCUCUUCCCUGAUGAGACCAAUGUCAGUGUUAUCAUGAGAGGAAUACUCAUGAGGUCAUACUUUCAGAUCUUUGGAGAACUCUUCCUGGAGGUCAUUGAAGGAUCUGACUGCACAGACAAUGCAACCUUGGUUGAUGGUGUGGACUUCAAUCCAUGUCCUCAACAUUCUUGGAUUGGUAUCAUUCUGUUAGCUGGUUAUAUGAUGAUCAGUAAUGUCCUACUCCUUAAUCUACUCAUUGCCAUGUUCAGUUAUACUUUCUCGGCCAUCCAAGACAACACCGACACCUUCUGGAAGUUUCAGCGCUACGACCUAAUCAAGGAAUACUUCAACCGUCCCCCUCUCAUACCGCCCUUCAUCAUCAUCUCUCAUUUAUUCUAUACGAUACGCUUUAUCCUUCGAUGCUGCUGCCAUACAUGCACCAGUUGGCAGAUACCCGAGCUCAAGCAAUCAUUGACGGAUCAAGAAAAGAAGACUCUUGUUCUGUGGGAAGGCAUCAAUUCAGAUAACUACACAGCUAAGCAAAGAGUAUUGGUUCAACAGGAUCUCAAUGAAAGGGUCAAAGUAGCUGGUGAUAGAGUUGAAGACAUGACAAUGAAACUAGACCAGGUCUUUGAUGCUGAGACUCAAAAGGGUAAAUCAGGACAUCUUGGAGGAAAAGCCUUUGAAGAUAGACUAACCAGACUUGAAGACAGAAUGGAACGUACCAAUGAUGCCCUUGAUUGGAUCAUCGGUGCCCUUUCACGUGGUGGUAACGUGGAGGGCAAAUUGGCACCACCAAAACUCAAAGAGAUUAAAAGCAGAGAAGAAUCCCUAGACAUUGCUGAGGAAGAACGUAGAUUUGAAGUGCCCGUCUCCAUCGAAGCUCUAGGAAUCAUGAUCCAUAAAAAGUCUCGAGCCAGUCCAUACCCUGGGACCGCUCUUAGAAGAUUUCCUGUCCCAGAUAACAAAGUACCUUGGGAAACGGAUUUUCCACUCUACACACCUGUAAUAUACACUCAUAAGAGUGUGAAGGAAGGACCACAUUGGGCAGACAUUGACCUGAUGAGUAUGGUCAAGAAUGCACGUCCACCACUUCUAUACAAUCAGAUGGAUGAGAAAUGUAAAUACAACCGAAGGAGUCACAUGAAAGCUUACCAAAUCAAAGAUGGGCUUCCACUAAAUCCCAAAGGACGUACAGGACUCUCUGGUAGGGGUCUCCUGGGAAGAUGGGGUCCUAACCAUGCAGCUGACCCAAUAGCAACAAGAUGGAAGAGGAAGCCAGAUGGAACCAUCUUGAUGGAUGAAGAGAAACCAGUCUUAGAAUUUAUUGCAAUACAGAGAGUAGAUAACCAGCAGUGGGCUAUACCAGGGGGUAUGGUAGAGCCUGGUCAUCUGGUCAGUGAGACGCUGAAGAGAGAAUUUGGAGAAGAGGCUUUAGGUGCUCUCAACAAGACAGAAGAAGAGGCUGCUGUCAUCAGAGAACAUGUUGAGAAACUCUUCUCAAACGGGGUUGAGGUAUACAAGGGUUAUGUGGAUGAUCCAAGGAACACAGAUAAUGCUUGGAUGGAAACGGUUGCUAUGAACUUCCAUGAUGAAGACGGCUCUGCCUUCGGGUCUUUCAAUCUUGAGGCCAGUGAUGAUGCUCAGAGUGUAAGGUGGCAACGAGUUAGCUCUAAGAUCCCUCUCUUCGCCAGUCACACAGCCAUGUUAAGGAAGGUCGCGGAAUUACAUAAUGCUGCAUUCUAAACGAUAAUAUCGGGUAAUAUCUUUCAGCAAGGUGCCUUUAAGUUUGUUCCUGAUCCAAUCUUUUUGUCUGAAUAAACUUUGAAUUUUGAUCGACUGGAUUUUAGAAUGAAACCUAUGAAUUAUGACUACUUGAGGGAGAAUUAUAUGACUUCAUAGGCAAGCGGUCUUUUUUUUACACUUCCUAUUGAUCUCACAAUCAGUUCAAAAUCACCAGGGUGUUUUUCAUACCAAUUGGCAAAUUUCUUAUUUCUAGACACAUUUUCAUUGACCUCCUUAUGUUCCUGAUACCUAACUUUCAAUUUAACAUUAACUUCCAAGGUAAACACAUUAAUACAUUUCUAAAAGUUACAAUAAAAUGGAGGUUGCAACUCGGUAAGCAGAGCUUGUGAUUAGUGCACCGUGACAUAGAGACAAUAAAGACAUAAUACAAAUACAAAGUACAAAAUGCAGCAGUGAAUCAAAUUGAUUACGUAGCCAAUUUGAAUGAAAAAGUUGAUGGAAAAACAUCAAAUGAUUUACAUAAUGAGAAAACAUUCAAGGGAAAUGAUAUGUGACAUUUAUAGAUGGGUGAUCUACGUAGAUAAGUGGUCUAUUAAGACCUUGCCAGCUCCUGAUGCCCAUUGGUACAGUCUGGUUUGAAUGACUUUUCAACAUGUUACAGGUUAUGAAGUGUAGAAUAUGAAAUACCAAUUGUAGAAAUACUUAAAUAUAUUUUUGUAGGACAUGAUUGCUCAGUAUAUUCUAAGUAGAAAUAAUAAGUUGGGAGAGAUGUGCAAUUUCUUUCAUAGACUGACUAAAUCAUAGUACUUGCCUUAGCUAGUACCAAAUCAAGAUUGUUUGAUGUUGUGUAUAGAUCUAUAAUGUGUUUUAAACUGAUUUGCUUUGAUAAUCAAAUGUUAUUUAAAAGAGAAAGUGCAUGUGUCACCAUGUUGGCUUUUUUAAGCAGGAAAAAUGAGAGAAAUAUAUUAAAGGGCAAAUCCAUCCUAACUCAAAGUUGUUUUCAAUGAAUAAAAAAAUAAUAAUGAUAAACAAGCAUAUUGCUGAAAAUUUCUUUCAAAUUUGAUUUAAAAUGAGAAAGUAUUAAAGGAAAAUUCAAAUUUUUGCUUAUUUUUCAUAAAACAGUUAUUAGUACAUUACAGAGAUAUUCAAAUGAGGCACUCACUAUAUCUUUUGUAUUUUUAUUAUAUGAAUUAUACAAUAUUUCAGUGUUUGCAAGUUUGACAAUAAAUGGACUCUUCAUCAGUUCACAAUAGAUAACCAAAAUGUUCAGGUUCUUUGAUAGAUAUUCGCUAAAUCAUUAAUAUCUUUUUGUAAUUUUUCUGAUUUUAUCGAACCAAUUUAAGGGUGGACUUAUUCUUUAAACAAAAUUAUAUGACUGGAUAUUUAUCAUACACUAAUGCUUUGACAUAUAGAAGAAUAUUCACUUUUUGUGUUUUAUUUUUUAAAUAAAUUAAUAUCUGUGUGAAUAUGGUGUGAUGUUCAUUAUACUAUAUUGAUAUUCAUUAUACUAUAUGUUGAUUUGAAUAAUAAUAUUUAAAUCUAACAUGUAGAUUUAUUUUUAAAUACCUUUUAGGGCCUUUGAAAUAUCACAGCAGUGCCCAAGUGUGCCAUACACUGCAUGCUUAUAAUAAGCAUUUAUUUUGUGUGUUUUUUUUUGCAGACUUUUUAAGAGGAUUAUGACUCAUAGAUUAUUGCUUUGAUUGUAUUGUCCUAGGCAGGAAACAGGAACAGCCAAUAAUGAGUAUUGUAUGGGUAGCUGAUACCUGAUCAGUGCAGUCAGUUUUUCCUGGUACCAUUGUACUUGUCACCUAGGGAUGUAUCUAUUAUCCCCCAUCCUCAACACUGAACAACAAAAAUACUUCACACAAAUAUUUUACAAAUGGGGAAAGUAAAAAUGAUAUGUUCACAUUUGUUUUGCACAGUAUGAAGGUGCAGAUUAACAGCACAUUAUUUGAUUAUAAACACUAGUAUUUAUUUCAUUAAUUAGACAGACAAAAUCACUAGUAAGACAGGAUUAAUGAAGAUUCAACCAGACCAGACAGGGAGAUACUAUUUAUUCAUUCUUUAGAUAUAUUCACAAUCAAAAUUGACAUAUAUAACAAAAGAUAUGCAAUUUGUGUUACAUUUUACUUAAUCCUCACAUACCUCAUCUUAAAUUUGUUUUUACAUGUAUAUAUUGCCAAUAUACUCCUUUCUUUUGUAAGAAAAUUUACCUGUAUUUUUAUGUUUUCUCUCCAUUCAGUAAUAAUGCACUAGUUUAAUGGAUGCACUCAGUGGGUAAAUGUGACACAUUACUAUUUGACAAGACAUAUCAAAAUCAAUCACAAACAUGUUCAUCACAUCGAUCUCAGUGAGCUUUACAAUAAAAUAUUUAUACAAAAUUGUAAUUGUAAUAUGUAUAUAGAGCCAACAGGUGGUGAGCUGCAUAAUAUUUUUUUCUUCAAAUUUAUCAUGAAUUAUUAUGUCAUUAAAUAUCGAUCAUGUAGAUAUCUUCCAUUGACUGUAUGUAGAGGCUGAAAUACAUAUUAUUAUUGUGUUCACACCUAUUGUUUGAGAUUAAAUUGACACCUAAAGAAACACAUUUAUACUAAUUUUGAAUGUAUAUGAGAAUCUGGAACAGAAUAUAUACACAAUAAAUGAAGUUUCUGAGGAUUUGCUUGAUGAAUUUUUGCAUAAAUUAGCAUUUCUUUUAAAGGAUAGAAUGGACCAAUUGUGGCUUUGAAUUUAAGUGGUACCUUUGUACCGCAUAUACUGGAAAAUACACUGAGUUGUUUCUGCAGUCAAGUUUCCAGGAGCCUGUUUCAUAAAGGACUUGCAACUGUUGUAACUUUGCCAUAAAUGCAACUACCAGGGUAACAGGGCUCAGCAGCCAAUCAGAAUCAAGGAUACCGUGGUAGUUGCCAUAAUGGCAAAGUUACAACAGUUGUAAAUUUUUUUAUGAAACGGGCCCAGGUCUAUCUUGUACUAUACAAGUGAUAUCAUAUAUGCUUGAAUUGUGAAAAUUAGCCUUUAAGCAGAUUUUAUUCUACAUCAAUAUCUUUGCCUUUUCACUAUCAUUAGUUAUAAAAUAAAGUUAUGUUAGCUAUAGUGUGCUUUAUAGAUGUACAUGUAUGUUAAUAUUUAUCUUUAUUGUACGUCUAUGCAUUACUAUGUUUGGAUAGUAAAAUGACUGUAUAGAUCACGGUCUGCCUUAGCUAUGGCAUCAUUUCCUCAGAUCAACCCUGCAAUUUUAUUAAGUAGCUUUAAACAUUUCCCUUAAAAUCAUUUAUUAGAUGAGAUUCUUCAACUCCAAUUUAAUUUUAUGCAAAUAUUAAUGUUUUACCAGAUUGAUUCUUUUUUUUGUCUAUUGUUCUGAAAUAUGUGAUAUAACUUGCAGAUAUCAUAUUAUAUUUAUUUUAACACAGGUUUAUGUAAAUACAAAUAUGGUGUAAGUUUGUUUGGUCGUGUUUUUUUGGAUUUCAUAUAAGAAAUAGUAGAAUUUAAAUGUUCAUGUCAAUAUACUGUAUGAAAGAAUACUGCAAGAGAUAUUGAAAAACUGAUGAUAGUGCUACUCAGUAAUUUUUCAAAGAUUUCAGAAAGAGUUAUGAGUUUAUGAUCCCUCUUAUUUCUUACAAUGACAAAUCUGAUGAAUAUGAAUCUUUAUAACUUACGAGACUGAUAAAUGUAGAUUCUGUAUUUUACUACUAAUGUGUGACUAUCAUUAAUCAUGCAAGUUUAAAUAAAAUAUGUUUCAUUUAAAGAAGAAUUUAUAAAACAGAAGAUUAGUUGAACUAUUAUGAAUAUCAAAAAAUAUUUGUGUUUAUGUCAUCAUAAGGCUGGUACACAUUUUUACCUGCUAUGAUUGAUACUACUGUUAAUCAGUUGAUAAUGUGAAGUUACUUUGAUGACCAUGUUGUUGGUCAUACAGGGAAAUGAGAGAAAAUUAGAUAUUUUUCUUUUCUGAUUACCAAUGAUGCAUCAAAAGAAUAUUACAGUAUCUUUGUAAUCAUGAUUAUUCUGAAAAGAAAUUUGUUGUGUGAUGAAGUUUUACCAAUUAGAAUCAUGAUAUUAUCAUAGAAGAAUAGCGUGUAAGAUUGAAAUAGAAUUUGAAUGAAAAUAAUCCCUUUUGAAAAACAGUGUGUUGUUAACAAAAGCAGAAAACAAAAAUAUGUCAGUGAAUUGAAAAAAAAUAGAAAUUCAAACCUCCAAAUUGAUAUGAAUCAUUUAUGAAAAUGCGAUAUUCUCAAGAAUCUUGCUAUGAUCAAGAUGCUAUAAUGCAGUCGUUGCCUGAUGUUGAGCGUCUUUAUGUCUCUUGGGAAAAUAUGACAUCUGUAUUGCAAGUCAACUAAUUUUGCUGAAUUUAUUACACAUAUUAUAUUACAAGCAGGAUGGGGAUCUUCCAAGAUGUGUGAAAAUCAAAUGUGUCCAUGUGUUAUAUUUUCCCAAAGAAAAAUAUUUUACAGACAUGAUUUUUGUUUUUGACAUCGUGACAUUUUUAAAAGAUAAUUUCUUGUCCAUGUAUUUCUAACUUUCCAUGUUUAACCGAUAUCUGCUCCUGUGAAAUAGCAUCCGAUUUAGGGUUUAAUUUAUUCUUCCUCAGUAGAAAACCAUGCAGAUACAGAUAUUACAAGAGUAUCCUAUAUUUACAGUACUCAAUGGACCUACAAGUGAAGGGAAAUGAUGUAGAAUAUUUGUUUCUUGUUAUAGACAAAAAGAGACAUUAUACAUUUUUAUAUUGUAAGCAAUUAAUAAUAGAAAUUAGUAAAGAUGAGAUAAGGUAUUUUUUUAAUAUAUAUUGUACAUGUACAAUUUAUACUUAUCAAUGUUAUAGAGAUAUUAGUAAACAUUAGUUUUUUUUUAGUGUGUGGUAUUAUCAAUUCCUUUAUGGAAAGUCUUUCAGAAGCAAACCCCUAUGGAUUGACAAAGUGCAUAAGAAAAUGUAAAUACCUUAAAUCAGUACAAUCAUGGUUUGAUUUUCAGAUUGAAUUUUAUUAAAAAGGAAUUGUUUUUGUAUACUGAGAUCAUGGUUAAUCCAUCCAAUUUAUAGAAGAUUUAGCCUUAGCAUCAAGUGCAUUAAUUGAGUCUUUCGCUAAGCAAUCAAAUCUUGAUGUGCAAAUGAAGCUGCUGUAUCCAUUCAGUGCUUAUUUGAUUUACACUGUAUCAUGUUUUGAAAUUUUUUCCUCAUAAUUAUGAAUAGAAUCAUACACAACCUGGUAUUUUUAUUUGCCAAUUUUGUUCCACUCACGUAAUUCUAAUUUCCUUAUGCUGGAGAAAUAUGUAUAUGUAUUAAUUGUACUAUUUUAUUCAUUCCUGCAUAUAAGAGAAUACUUUCAAUAGAAUAUGUUCAUAGUAGAAAUUUUAUUUUUGUUUUUUCACCCUAGAAACCUGCUGAAAAUUGUAACAAACAGUCAUGUUUAUACCUGUAAUAUCAUAAUUUUCUAUUGAAUUACAGUGAAUUUUGUAAACAAGUGUGUAUGUAAAUUAAAAUUAUUAAAACAAAGGUUUUGCUAUUUGAA
Molecule: messenger RNA, 11377 nt
Organism: Lytechinus pictus (painted urchin)
Lineage: Eukaryota; Metazoa; Echinodermata; Echinoidea; Temnopleuroida; Toxopneustidae
Product: transient receptor potential cation channel subfamily M member-like 2
Exons: 35
Coding region: 618-5882 (1754 amino acids)
Biological process (GO): calcium ion transmembrane transport
Cellular component (GO): plasma membrane
Molecular function (GO): ligand-gated calcium channel activity
Source: RefSeq, a predicted model, not a curated record